GAUGGCUGAUCAGCUGUUGGCAGCUCAGUCUAGUCCUGUCCGGGUUCAGGUCUGGUUCUGGUUCUGGUUCUGUCUGACUCCUGCUUCUGUGCGGUUCCGGACCGGAAUGUAAGUUUCGGGUUUAAACUUUCGGUGGAUUCGCGGCUCCUUCCCGGAUACUGACCCGGUUUGACCCGCUUCGACCCGGUCGGCUCCACGUCGGUGUGUUCGGAGCCAGAGUCCCGGUAAAGAUGCGGGUUCUGGUUCUGCUGGCGGUCUGUGUGAACCUCCAGAGGUGCCGGGGUCUCCCCAGCAGGCUGCCCGCCCUCAGCGCCUCCUCUCCCGGCCAGCCGUCCCUCUCCGACCCGCUGCUGGACUACGACCGGCUGGACGAGGAGCUCGGCGGAGGGAACCGGACCGGAGCGGUGGAGCGCUGCGGGCCAUGUGAGCCGGACCUGUGCCCGGAGACCCGCGGCUGCCGGGCCGGUCUGGUCCCGGACCCCUGCGGCUGCUGCCUGGAGUGCGGGAACCUGGAGGGACAAGCCUGCGACCCGGGAGACCGGAGCCGGUUCUACGGGCUCUGCGGCUCCGGGCUGCGGUGUGAGGCGGAGCGGCGACCAGCUGGAGGAGCACCGGGACCGGAGGAGGAGGAGGAGGAGGAGGAGGAGGAGGAGUGGGUGUGUGUGUGUGAGGAGCAGCAGCCGGUCUGCGGGUCGGACGGAACCACCUACAUGAACAUGUGUCGGUUCCGGGAGGCCGCGUUCUCCAAACCGGAACUGGUGAGCAGAGAGAGGAGCCCCUGUAGGACAGUUCCGGUCAUCAAGGUUCCUCCUCAGAACCAGGUCAACGGGUCGGGCAGCAGUCUGGUGUUCCUCUGUGAGGUCUUUGCGUUUCCGAUGGCGCUGGUCGAGUGGAGGAAGGAGGGACGAGACGUCGUCCUGCCCGGAGACGACCCCCACAUCUCCGUCCAGUCGCGGGGCGGGCCUCUUAAAUUCGAGCUCUCCAGUUGGCUGCAGAUCGAGGGGGCGGAGCCUGGAGACUCAGGAACCUAUCGUUGCACAGCUCACAACAGCCUGGGAUCAGUCUCCGCCUCUGCCAUCUUGGGAGUCCUGGGAGCAGAGGAGCUGUCGUCCUACUUGGCCAACAGUGUGUCUGAGAUGAAGCAGCUGAUGGAGGCCACAGACUACGACCAGGACUUUUACUGAUGCUCAGUUGACAUCACUACCUCUGUCCAGCGGUCAGGUGACAUAAUUUCCUCUGUCCAGCGGUCAGAUGACAUCAUUUCCUCUGUCCAGCGGUCAGGUGACAUCACUUCCUCUGUCCAGCGGUCAGGUGACAUCAUUUCCUCUGUUUGGCAGCCAUUACAGCAGUCAGGUGAUGAACUGAACAGACUCUUAUUUUGAAACCAGAGAGGCGAUGAAUUAUUCUCUUUGUACGCCAUCGUUACGGUGACAUCACUCGGCGUCGUGACUUGGAGACUCGGUGUGUUGAACAUGUCGUUGACGUCGCAGGUUCAAGCCCGAGUCUCCUGUCGGCUCGUUGGUGUGAAACAUUUUAAUAUUUUAAUAAUAAUUUAAAAAAAAUAAAAAAAACUGACGAAUCUUC
This is a messenger RNA of Amphiprion ocellaris (clown anemonefish), 1584 nucleotides long. RefSeq names its product Kazal-type serine peptidase inhibitor domain 3 (gene kazald3). The record is from RefSeq and is a predicted model, not a curated record. The coding region runs from base 231 to 1184 and encodes 317 amino acids. Lineage: Eukaryota; Metazoa; Chordata; Actinopteri; Pomacentridae. The transcript is spliced from 4 exons. Gene Ontology annotation, molecular function: insulin-like growth factor binding. Gene Ontology annotation, cellular component: extracellular region. Gene Ontology annotation, biological process: regulation of signal transduction; regulation of cell growth.